CAAUUUAUGGACAUUGUAGUUUCAGACAAAACGUAAACAUUAGUCAAAAAUAAUAUCACUGGAAAUGGCGCAAACGGAACCCGUAGCAGCAAAGCGCGCCAAACUGGAGACGAAACAUAAAGCCGUAUUGGAAGACGAUGAGACGCCUUCGGUGUUCAAUCCCAAGUAUCGCGUCUGCCCCUAUCUGGACACAAUCAAUCGCAAUCUGCUGGACUUCGACUUUGAGAAGCUGUGCUCCAUAUCGCUGACGCGAAUAAACGUUUACGCCUGCCUCGUGUGCGGCAAGUAUUUCCAGGGGCGUGGCACCAACACACACGCCUACACACACUCGGUGGGUGAGGCGCAUCAUGUGUUCCUUAAUCUGCAUACGCUUCGCUUCUACUGCCUGCCGGACAACUAUGAGAUCAUCGAUAGCUCGCUGGAUGACAUCAAGUAUGUGCUGAAUCCGACAUUUUUACGCAACGAGAUCAGCAAAUUGGAUAAGGUACAACCGAAGCAUUCGCGCACCGUUGACGGCAUUCUGUACCUGCCUGGUGUGGUUGGCCUCAACAAUAUCAAGGCGAACGACUAUUGCAAUGUGGUGCUCCAUGCCCUGUCGCAUGUGGGUCCAUUGCGGGAUUACUUUUUGCGUGAGCAAAACUAUGCGGCGAUCAAACGGCCGCCGGGUGAUUCAAUGUUCACGCUGGUGCAGCGAUUCGGCGAACUGAUGCGCAAAAUGUGGAAUCCUCGCAACUUUAAGGCGCAUGUCUCGCCGCACGAGAUGCUGCAGGCGGUUGUGCUGUGGUCCAGCAAACGUUUCCAAAUCACCGAACAAGGUGAUCCCAUUGAUUUUCUCUCCUGGUUCCUGAACACGCUGCAUCGCGCCCUUAAAGGCAACAAGCAGCCAAACUCGUCCAUAUUGUACAAGAUAUUCUUAGGUGAAAUGAAGAUCUAUACCCGCAAAAUUCCGCCCGUUGAGCUGGACGAUUCCGCCAAGCAGCAGUUGCUCGCCACUGAUGAGUACAAGCAUCAGGUGGAGCACACGAACUUCAUAUAUCUGACCUGCGAUCUGCCGCCGCCGCCGUUAUUCACGGAUGAGUUUCGGGAGAAUAUUAUACCGCAGGUGAAUUUGUAUCAGCUGCUGGGCAAGUUCAAUGGCAGCGCCGAGAAGGAAUACAAAACGUACAAGGAUAACUUUAUGAAGCGCUUCGAGAUAACACGACUGCCCCAAUUCAUAAUAUUGUACAUCAAGCGAUUUACCAAGAACACAUUCUUUCUCGAAAAGAAUCCCACCAUUGUUAACUUUCCCAUCAAAAAUGUGGACUUUGGCGACAUUCUGGGCAUGAAGCAGCGCGACAAGGCGCUCAAGGAGACCAAAUACAAUCUGGUUGCGAAUAUUGUGCACGACGGCGAUCCCAAGAAGGGCACCUAUCGCGUGCACAUACUCCACAAGGCCAACGGACAGUGGUAUGAGAUGCAGGAUCUGCAUGUCACCGAAAUACUGCCACAAAUGAUCACACUGACCGAAUCCUACAUACAAAUCUAUGAGCGCAGCGGCGAGCCCUAGUCUUAAUUGUACAUAUACAUAUAAUUGUAUGCAGGCUUAAAUAUUAAA
Drosophila novamexicana is the source of this 1594-nucleotide messenger RNA. RefSeq names its product U4/U6.U5 tri-snRNP-associated protein 2 (gene Usp39). Gene Ontology annotation, biological process: mRNA processing; protein deubiquitination; spliceosomal complex assembly. The transcript has 4 exons. The record is from RefSeq and is a predicted model, not a curated record. Bases 65 to 1546 code for a protein of 493 amino acids. Gene Ontology annotation, molecular function: cysteine-type deubiquitinase activity; zinc ion binding. NCBI's taxonomy places the organism in Eukaryota, Metazoa, Arthropoda, Insecta, Diptera, Drosophilidae.